This is a messenger RNA of Cololabis saira (Pacific saury), 15124 nucleotides long. RefSeq names its product CUB and Sushi multiple domains 3b (gene csmd3b). The record is from RefSeq and is a predicted model, not a curated record. NCBI's taxonomy places the organism in Eukaryota, Metazoa, Chordata, Actinopteri, Beloniformes, Belonidae. The coding region runs from base 16 to 10761 and encodes 3581 amino acids. The transcript is spliced from 72 exons.
GGGACGGAUGGAAGGAUGACGAACGGAGGAAUGACGGGGAUGCGCUGUUUUCUGUGGAGUCUGGUUCUGUGCUCGCUCUCUUCGCGCGCGCAAGGUUUCAUCUACACCUGUGGGGGUACACUGAAAGGUCGAAACGGCAGCAUAGAGUCCCCCGGCUUUCCCUACGGCUACCCCAAUGGGGCGAACUGCACCUGGGUCAUCGUUGGAGAGGAAGGAAGUAGAAUUCAGCUCAUGUUCUUGUCUUUUGCGAUAGAAGAAGAAUAUGACUUCCUCUCGUUGUAUGACGGACAUCCACAUCCAGCCAACUUCAGGACCAGGUUAACAGGCUUCCAGGUUCCUCCUCCUGUCACCAGUACAGGAAACGUCUUCUCUCUGAGGUUGACCAGUGACUUUGCCGUCUCUGCUCAUGGUUUCAAGCUCAACUAUGAAGAACUCCAAAGUUCAUCUUGUGGGAAUCCUGGUGUGCCACCCAAAGCUGUGCUCAGCGGCGGUGGGCGUUUUGCUGUGGGAGACCGGGUGCAGUACAGCUGCGUCCCCGGUUACGUGCUGGACGGCCACGCCACACUCACAUGCAUCACUAAUGCCGGAAAUGCUGCCGUCUGGGACUUUCCUGCUCCUGUUUGUCGAGCUGAGGACACAUGUGGGGGCACUGUGAGGGGCGGCAGUGGGGUGGUGACCAGUCCCGGUUACCCCGGCAACUAUGGUAACCAAGCCGACUGUACUUGGAUCCUAUUGGCCGAACCCGGAGACACCAUCUCUGUCAUCUUUACAGACUUCCAGACCGAGGAAAAGUACGACUACUUGGAAGUGGAAGGAUCCGAACCACCGACUAUUUGGUUGUCAGGUGGUAAUGUCCCCUCUCCGAUCGUUAGCAACAAGAACUGGCUCCGGCUGCAUUUUGUGACUGAUGGCAACCACCGUUACAGAGGUUUCAGCGCACAUUACCAAGUGAAGCGAUCAGUAGAUUUUAAAUCACGGGGCGUUAAAUUAUUCCCUGGCAAAGACUCCGGCAACAAGUUUUCAAUAUUAAAUGAAGGUGGCGUGAGACAGGCGUCUAACUCCUGCCCUGACCCUGGAGAGCCAGAAAAUGGGAAACGCCACGGCAGUGACUUCAGCAUCGGCAGCACGGUGCACUUCAGCUGUGGCGAGGACUACGUGCUGCAGGGCAGUAAAUCCAUCAGCUGCCAGAGAGUGGCAGAAGUCUUCACCGCUUGGAGUGACCACAGACCCGUCUGCAAAGUAAAGACUUGCGGCAGCAAUCUUCAAGGCCCAUCAGGAACCUUUACAUCCCCCAACUUCCCAAUUCAGUACGAGAGCAAUGCACAAUGCGUGUGGAUAAUCACAGCAUCAAACCCCAAUAAGGUGAUCCAGAUCAACUUUGAGGAGUUCGACCUGGAAAUAGCAUACGAUACCCUGACUAUCGGAGAUGGAGGAGAAGUGGGAGAUCCUACAACCAUACUACAAGUUCUGUCUGGCAGCUUCGUGCCCGAUCUGAUCGUCAGCAUGACCCACCAGAUGUGGCUGCACCUGCAGUCGGACGAGAGUGUUGGAUCUAUAGGAUUUAAGAUCAACUAUAAAGAAAUCGACAAGGAGAGCUGUGGUGACCCUGGGACUCCACUCUACGGGAUACGAGAGGGUGACAGCUUCUUAAAUGGGGGAAUCUUGAGGUUUGAGUGCCAAUUUGGAUUUGAACUGAUUGGAGAGAGAAUUAUCUCCUGCCAAGAUAACAAUCAGUGGUCUGCAAACAUCCCCAUCUGCAUAUUCCCCUGCAUGUCCAACUUCACAGCUCCGUCCGGAACAGUCCUCUCCCCAGACUACCCAGAAGGCUACGGGAACAACAUGAACUGUGUGUGGCUCGUUCAGUCAGAACCUGGCUCAAGAAUACACUUGGCUUUUAACGACUUUGACCUGGAGGCGCCCUACGAUUCCCUAACUGUAAAAGAUGGCGAGACCAACGAUGCGGCCGUCAUUGGAAGGUUCUCCGGAGCUGAGAGUCCUUCCCACCUGACGUCCAACACCAACACCCUGAGGCUGGAGUUCCAGGCUGACCACUCCAUGUCCGGAAGAGGAUUUAAUAUCACGUACAGUACAUUUGGUCACAAUGAGUGCCCGGACCCCGGCAUUCCCAUCAACGCCCGGCGCUUUGGUGACAACUUCCAGCUCGGCAGCUCCAUCUCCGUGGUGUGUGAGGACGGUUUCAUCAAGACCCAAGGAACCGAGACCAUCUCUUGUCAAUUAGAAAAAGGAAAGGUGAUGUGGAGUGGGCCCAUUCCCAAAUGUGAAGCACCAUGUGGAGGUCACUACUCCGCUCCCAGUGGGGUGAUUUUGUCCCCCGGGUGGCCCGGUUACUACAAAGAUUCCCUCAACUGUGAGUGGGUGAUUGAAUCAGAGUCUGGACGUUCCAUUAAAGUCACAUUUGACAGGUUCCAGACGGAGCUGGGCUACGACUUCCUGGAGGUGCACGACGGGCCCAACCUCCUCUCGCCUAUGAUUGGCUCCUUCAACGGCACCCAGGUGCCACAGUUUCUGUUCAGCAGCAGCAACUUCCUCUACCUGCUGUUCACCACUGACAACAGCCGGUCCAACGCUGGCUUCAAGAUACUCUAUGAAAGCGUUACAGUUGACAGCUACUCGUGCUUGGACCCCGGCAUACCUGUCAACGGUAUUCGCUACGGACAAGACUUUUCCAUCGGGUCUACGGUGUCAUUUGGUUGCGACUCUGGCUACAGGCUGAGUCACGAGGAGCCACUGGUGUGUGAGAAGAACCACUGGUGGAGCCACCCCUUACCUACGUGUGACGCUCUGUGUGGGGGAGACAUCCGAGGACCCUGGGGAACCAUCCUCAGCCCUGGAUAUCCAGACAGCUACCCUUCAUCUCUCAACUGUACCUGGACGGUGGAAGUCAGCCACGGCAAAGGAGUGCAGUUUCAGUUUAAUUCCUUUCAUCUGGAGGACCAGCACGACUACCUCUUGAUUACUGAGAACGGGAGUUUCCUGCAACCACUGGUUCGCCUGACCGGCAACGAGUUGCCUAGCAACAUCAAUGCUGGUCUCUAUGGCAACUUCAAAGCCCAGCUACGAUUCAUCUCUGACUUUUCCAUUUCAUAUGAAGGCUUCAACAUAACUUUCUCUGAGUAUACUUUGGAGCCAUGUGAGGAUCCUGGGACACCUCCAUUCGGCAGGAGAAACGGCUACACUUUUGGAGUCGGAGACACUUUGUCGUUUUCUUGCAAUAUUGGAUACCGCCUUGAGGGGGCACCAGAGUUAAUCUGUCUCGGGGGUGGACGGAGAAUAUGGAGCGCUCCCCUACCCAGAUGUGUUGCUGAGUGUGGUUCUUCGGUUAUAAACAACGAAGGGAUACUACUGUCCCCAAACUACCCAAUUAACUAUGAUAACAACCACGAGUGCAUCUACAGCAUCCAGGUGCAAGCUGGGAAAGGCAUCAACAUCUCUGCAAGAACCUUUCAUCUGGCCCAGGGCGAUAUUCUCAAGAUUUACGAUGGCAAAGACAACACAGCCCAAGUUCUCGGAGCGUUCACCGGGUCGUCCAUGUUGGGCCUGACUCUGAUCUCCACAUCAAACCAUCUCUGGCUGGAGUUUUACAGCGAUCCGGAAAGCAACGGAGAGGGAUUCAAACUGGUUUACUCAAGUUUUGAAUUGUCUCAUUGUGAGGAUCCAGGUGUGCCUCAGUUUGGCUUCAAAGUCAAUGACCAGGGCCAUUUCUCUGGGAGCAGCAUCACGUACAGAUGUGAGCCUGGAUACACCCUGCACGGGGCUUCCACCCUCAAGUGUAUGACCGGCGAACGGAGAGCCUGGGAUAACCCUCUGCCUUCUUGUAUAGCGGAGUGCGGUGGACGUUUUAAGGGCGAGUCUUCAGGGCGGAUUCUCUCCCCUGGAUACCCGUUUCCUUAUGACAACAACCUUCGCUGCACGUGGGCCAUCGAGAUGGAUUCAGGAAACAUUGUGAGCCUCCAGUUCUUGGCCUUUGACACAGAAGCCAGCCACGACAUGCUGCGGGUUUGGGACGGUCCACCGGAGAACGAGAUGUCCUUGGCCGAGCUGAGCGGCUCUCUGCUCCCCGAGGGAAUCCACUCCACGCUCAACAGAGUCACGGUUCAGUUUGAGACGGACUUUUACAUCAGCAAGUCAGGAUUUGCCAUUCAGUUCUCCAGCUCCAUAGCUACAGCCUGCAGGGACCCAGGUGUUCCGAUGAAUGGCAGUCGGAGCGGAGACGGCCGUGAGCCGGGGGAUUCGGUGUCCUUUCAGUGUGACCCCGGAUACGAGCUCCAGGGGGACGACAAAAUAACCUGCAUUCAAGUGGAUAACAGAUACUACUGGCAGCCCAGCCCGCCCGUCUGCAUAGCUCCAUGUGGAGGAAACCUGACUGGCUCCAACGGAUUUAUACUCUCUCCUAAUUACCCGCAUCCCUACCCUCACUCCAAGGACUGCGACUGGCUCAUUGCUGUCAACUCGGACUACGUCCUGUCCCUCGCCUUCAUCAGUUUCAACAUUGAGCCAAACUAUGACUUCCUGUACAUCUACGACGGUCCGGACAGCAACAGUCCUCUCAUCGGCAGCUUCCAGGACAGCAAACUCCCAGAGAGGAUAGAGAGCAGUUCCAACAGCAUGCUUUUAGCUUUCCGCAGCGACGGCUCUGUUUCCUACACCGGCUUUCACCUGGAGUACAAAGCUAAGCUGAGGGAAUCCUGUUUCGACCCCGGGGUGGUUCUCAACGGGACCAGGCUGGGAUCCGACUAUAAACUGGGCUCUACGGUCACCUUCUACUGUGAGGCAGGAUACGUAUUGCAGGGCUACUCGACUCUAACUUGCAGCAUGGGAGACGACGGCAGACCUGGCUGGAACAGGGCUUUACCCAGUUGUCAAGCUCCCUGUGGAAGUCGGUCUACAGGGACCGAAGGGACGGUUUUAUCACCAAACUUCCCCAGAAACUAUACUUCUGGGCAGACCUGCGUCUACUCCGUAUCUGUGCCAAGAGAGUUCGUUCUUUUUGGUCAGUUUGUCUUGUUCCAGACAUCCCUGAAUGAUGUUGUGGAGAUCUAUGAUGGAGCCAACCAGCAGAACACACUACUCUCUUCACUCUCGGGCUCCCACUCUGGUGAAUCUCUCCCUCUGAGUACAGGAAACCAGAUUACGAUAAAGUUUACCACCGUUGGACUAGAAACUUCUAAGGGAUUUCACUUCGUCUAUCAAGCGGUACCUCGGACCAGCUCCACCCAGUGCAGUUCCGUCCCAGAGCCGCGCUUUGGGAAACGUCUGGGCAAUGACUUUGCGGUGGGGUCUCUGGUGCAGUUUGAGUGCAACCCCGGCUACGUGCUCCACGGCUCGUCGGCCAUCCGCUGUGAGAGCGUCCCAGACAACCUGGCCCAGUGGAACGACACCUUGCCAACAUGCAUAGUUCCCUGCGGGGGUGCAUUGACUGUUCGCCGUGGCACCAUCCUGUCUCCGGGCUACCCAGAGCCGUACGACAACAACCAGAACUGUGUGUGGAAGGUCUCGGUUCCGGAGGGAGCUGGAAUACAGAUACAAGUCGUGAGUUUCGCCACUGAACAUAACUGGGAUUCACUGGAUUUCUACGACGGUGCCGACAACCACGCACCACGGCUGGGCAGCUACUCCGGCACCACCAUCCCUCCUCUCCUGAAUAGUACAUCUAACAACCUUUAUCUGAGCUUCAGCUCUGAUAUUAGCGUCUCUGCUGCUGGAUUUCACCUGGAAUAUACAGCUAUCGGACUUGAGUCGUGUCCAGAGCCCCAGACUCCCAAUUAUGGAGUCAGACAAGGAGACAGAUUUAUGGUGGGGGAUGUGGUCCAGUUUUCAUGUGAGCAAGGAUAUUCUCUUCAGGGCAAUGCCCACAUCACCUGCAUGCCUGGACCCGUCCGGCGGUGGAACUACCCCGUCCCCCUGUGUAUUGCUCAGUGCGGUGGGUCUCUGACUGAUGUCAGCGGAGUGAUCCUCAGUCCUGGUUACCCUGGCAACUAUCCGAGUGGAUUAGACUGCUCAUGGACGGUCAACUUACCUGUUGGCUUUGGUAUUCACCUCCAGUUCGUGAACUUCUCCACCGAAGCCAUCCAUGAUUACUUGGAGAUCCGAAGUGGAACGCUGGAGACGGGGUCCGUGAUCGACCGGUUCAGUGGUCCGGUCCUUCCCAAACCGCUGUUCAGCACCACCCACCAGACCAGCUUUUUCUUCCACAGCGACUAUUCGCAAAACAAACCGGGGUUCCACAUCACAUAUCAAGCCUACCAGCUCCAGAGCUGCCCGGACCCGCGACCGUUUCGGAACGGCAUCGUCAUCGGCACCGACUUCAGCGUUGGGAUGACUGUGUCGUUUGAAUGUCUGCCAGGAUAUUCUCUGAUCGGAGAUGCUUCUCUCACGUGUUUGCAUGGAAUCAGCCGCAACUGGAACCAUCCGUUGCCCCGAUGUGAAGCCCUGUGUGGAGGUAACAUCACGGCAUUAAAUGGAACCAUUUAUUCUCCGGGCCACCCAGAGGAAUACCCAAACUUCCAGGACUGUGUCUGGAGCGUUCGAGUCCCUCCUGGACAUGGGAUUUACAUCAACUUCACCGUUCUGAGCACCGAGCCCAUAUACGACUACAUCACUGUCUGGGAUGGUCCGGAUCAGUCCUCCCCUCAGAUCGGCCAGUUCAGUGGCAACACAGCGUUGGAGUCCGUCUAUUCCACCUCCAACAUCAUCCUCAUCAAAUUCCACUCGGACUUCUCCGGAGCCGGAUUCUUUGUUCUCAGUUAUCACGCGUACCAAUUAAGGGUUUGCCAGCCUCCUCCAGAAGUGCCCAACGCUGUCAUCCUGAUGGAAGAUGGCGAGCUGGAGAUAGGUGACAUCAUCAGGUAUAAAUGCCAACCCGGAUUCUCAUUGGUCGGCAGUGAGAUCCUCACCUGUCGCCUGGGCGAGCGACUGCAGAUGGAUGCACCGCCUCCAACAUGCCAAGUUCAAUGCCCUGCACACGACGUGCGCUACGACUCGUCUGGCGUCAUCCUGAGCCCCGGCUGGCCCGAGAGUUACCCAAACCUCCAGAUGUGUUCAUGGAGCGUCACCGUGGAGAAAGGGUACAACGUCACCGUAACCUUUGAGGGUUUCCACACCGAGAAAGAGUUUGAUCUGCUCGAGAUCUUUGAUGGUCCCACACCCAACAGCCCCACCCUGGCCACGCUGAGCGGGGACCUGCCCACACCGUUCAACAUCACCACCACCGGUCACCAGUUCCUGGUCCGCUGGUCCUCGGAUCACGGCACCAACAAGAAAGGCUUCAGAAUUCGCUAUGUUGGUGAGUACCAAACUCUGUACUGCUCAACUCCCGACUCGCCGCUCCAUGGCUCCAUCUCCUCUCAGAGCGGCGGUCACGUGAACAGCGUGGUGCGCUGGGCUUGUGACCGCGGUUACCGGCUCAUAGGUAACGCCACGGCAACCUGUCGGCGCAGCCCGACGGGCUACCAUGCCUGGGACUCUCCCGUACCCGCCUGCCAAGCCGUGUCGUGUGGACCCCCCAAGGCCCCCAUCAACGGCGGCGUCCUGACUGCCGACUACUCAGUGGGAACUAGAGUUUCCUAUUUUUGCAACGACGGCUACAGACUCUCCAGCAAGGAGCUGACGUCGGCCAUCUGUCAGCCCGACGGAACAUGGAGCAACCACAAUAAGAUACCGAGAUGUUCUGUCGUCGUCUGUCCCAGCAUCGGCUCGUUCUCCCUCGAGCACGGCCGCUGGAGGAUCGUCAAUGGCUCGCACUACGAGUUCAGAACUCGCAUCGUGUUCACCUGUGAUCCGGGCUACUACAGACUCGGCCCUGCACACAUCCAGUGCCUGGCCAACGGGAUGUGGAGCUGGAAGAACGAGAGGCCUCAGUGCCAGAUCAUUUCCUGUGGUGAGCUGCCUUCCCCGCCCAAUGGGAAGAAGAUUGGUACUCAGAUGACAUUUGGUGCUACAGCCAUCUUUACCUGCGAUCCGGGCUUCAUGCUGGUGGGGUCGGCCGUCAGAGAGUGCCUGUCGUCUGGGCUUUGGAGUGGAACGGAAACACGCUGUUUAGCCGGCCACUGUGGGAUCCCAGAGAGCAUCGUAAACGGCCAGGUGAUCGGGGAAAACUUUGGAUACCGAGACACAGUCGUGUACCAGUGUCUCCCUGGUUAUCGCCUCAUCGGCUCGUCGGUUCGGAUCUGUCUCCAGGACAACCAGUGGUCUGGACAUCUGCCCAUCUGUAUACCGAUCAGCUGUGGCCAUCCAGGAAGUCCCAUAUAUGGCCGCACGGUGGGAAACGGCUUCAACCUCAACAACGUGGUCAGCUUCGUUUGCAAUCGCGGGUAUGAAAUGGAGGGGCCCGCACACGCUCAGUGCCAGGCAAACCGCCAGUGGAACCACCCGCCUCCAACGUGUAAAGUGGUCAACUGCUCUGAUCCAGGCAUCCCGGCCAACUCCAUUCGGCAGAGUAAAAUAGAGCACGGCAACUUCACUUUUGGCACCGUGGUUUUUUACGAUUGUAAUCCCGGAUAUUACCUGUUUGGGUCACCGGUGCUGUCGUGUCAACCCACUGGACACUGGGACAAACCCCUGCCUGAAUGUAUAGUUGUGGACUGCGGUCAUCCCGGCUCUCCUCCUAACGGUGUGCUGAGCGGAGAUAAGUUUACGUUCGGUUCAACGGUUCGAUACUCCUGCCUGGGCGGGAGGCAGCUGAAGGGGGAAUCAUCUCGGACAUGUCAGCUCAAUGGCAUGUGGAGCGCCCCCAUGCCCUUCUGCUCUGGUGACGUCGCUGGUUCUUGCGGUGAUCCCGGUAUUCCCUCACAAGGUUCCAGGGAACAGACAGAUUUCCGGAUCCGUUCCAAAGUGUACUUCACCUGCUCGGAGGGCUAUGAACUCAUCGGAUCCUCAGAGAGGAUGUGCUUCCCCAACGGCACCUGGUCGGGCACACAUCCCUUCUGUAAACCUGUCCAGUGUGGGAAUCCGGGCACUCCCAGUAACGGCAGGGUAUUCCGUCUGGACGGGACGACGUUCUCCCACUCGGUGAUCUACUCCUGCAUGGACGGCUACCUGCUCACCGGGGCCACCACCCGGCUGUGCCAGGCCAACGGGACGUGGUCGGGGGCUCAGCCCAACUGCAGCAUGAUAAACUGCGGGGAUCCCGGCAUGCCGGCUAAUGGUCUUCGCUAUGGGGAAGACUUCACCAUCGCUCAGAAUGUUUCCUUUCAGUGCCAACCAGGGUACAGGAUGGAAGAAGAUGGAUCGCCAGUGAGGACGUGCACCCAAAAUGGGACAUGGAGUGGAAACAUGCCUAUAUGCACAGCGGUGACCUGCGCGACCCCCCCCACCGUCAGCAACGGGGUGGUGCAGGGCAGCGACUUUGAAUGGGGGAGCGGUCUGAGCUACAGCUGCUCGCCCGGGUACGAGCUCUCGUUCCCCGCCGUCCUGACCUGCGUGGCCAACGGCACCUGGAGCGGCAUGCUCCCCCAGUGCCUACCCAAGUUCUGCGGCGACCCGGGCACACCGGUCGGCGGCUUCAGAGAGGGACGGAGCUUCAUCUACCAGUCGGAAGUGACUUUCGCUUGUUCUCCACCGCUCAUACUCGUUGGCACGGCAACCAGACUGUGCCAAAGUGAUGGUUCCUGGAGUGGAACACAACCACGCUGUAUCGAACCGACCAAAACCAGCUGUGAGAACCCGGGAACGCCACGGUACGGCUCCUUAAACCGGACCUACGGCUUCAAGGUGGCGAGCGUCGUCUCAUUCCACUGCCAGCCAGGUCACCUGAUCCAGGGGUCGUCUUCUCGAACCUGCCAGCCCGAUCUGACGUGGAGCGGCACGCAGCCCGAGUGUAUACCCCAUGCCUGCAAGCAGCCGGAGAGCCCGCUCCACGUGGACGUGGUGGGGAUGGACCUGUCCGGGUUCGGCUUCACCUUGGUGUACAGCUGUCAGCACGGCUACUUCCUGGCAGGCGGCUCUGAGCACCGGGUCUGUAAGAACGAUGGGACCUGGACUGGAAAGAUGCCCGUGUGUCGAGCGGGAGAGAAGAAGAAGCCUGUGAAACCGGUGCCAGGAACCCCCAGCCCAAAGCUGAACGUUCCAGAUGAUGUCUUUGCUCCAAACUACAUCUGGAAAGGAUCUUACAACUACCGCGGCAGGAAGCAGCCGAUGACACUGAGCAUCACCAGCUUCAACUCUACAACCGGGAGGGUUAACGUGACGCUCAGCAACGGCAACAUGGAGCUCCUCCUGUCAGGAGUGUACAAGGCGUCUGAGGCCAGACUCUUGCUGCUCAUGUACCAGGUGAACUACGUGAACCAGGGAAGCCAACUGAAAGAUUCGUCCAUCUCUCCAGCCAAGAUCAUCGAUGACUCAUGGACUAUGGAUGGAUUUGUAUCGGCGGAGCCCGAUGGUUCUAGCUACGUAUUCCAGGGGUUCAUUCAGGGAAAAGACUACGGACAGUUUGGAUUGCAAAGACUAGGUCUGAACAUGUCGGAGAGUCAGAACUCGCCACCCCCUCAGCUCGGUACAAACAGCAGCUCUGUGGCUAUUGCUAUUCUGGUGCCUUUUUUCGCUCUGAUCUUCACUGGCUUUGGCUUCUAUCUCUACAAACAAAGAACCACACCAAAAACACAGUACACGGGCUGUUCGGUCCAUGAAAACAACAACGGCCAGGCCGCCUUUGAGAACCCCAUGUACAACACCAACGCCAAGGCCGUGGAGGGGAAGGCCGUCAGAUUCGACCCCAAUCUAAAUACCGUGUGCACCAUGGUCUGAGGAGCCAUUAUCCUUGCUUAGUAACUCCAACAGCUGACGGGACCACGACUGAGACGAGGCUCUGGAAGGGGAAACUGUGACUCGAUACUUCAGCAUCACCGACAGUAACGGUCUGAUUCCAAAAAGACCUUCGCUCGCCGUUCACAAACCCCAUCUCCCCCAGCAGAGAAACAAAACAAACAAACUCUCAAGCUGAAACCAAAAGCCAGCAGUGGUUCUGUUCACUAACAGCACUUUGUUUCUCACAAAUGAAGAUCUGCUGCUUUUAGAAGAUGCAAACAAGCGGAGGAAACUCACAGCCUGGUGUGAUAUUAGGUGGAAGAAAAGGAUGCAGUGGGACAUCAAGGCAUCCGUCUCUAACCCGAAAAUCAGCAGGUCACGGGUCUUAAUGAUUCGAUCCAAAAAACCAGAUACCGCCAUUCUACCUUGACCUCAUAUUUAACCUCAAUCAAUGUCAGUAACGGCACUGCAAAUGUGUGAGCCACGACCUGCGAGCAGCAUGUCACGACAUGUCGUCACGAGCUAAUGGAGACUUUGUACUUCAAGCAAAAGUUGCAGAGAGAAAACUCACACAGCGCGCUGGGGCCGCUCUGGCCCGGGGAAGAAAAGCACAAAUUAUGAGUGCUCCUGCUGGGAUUAUACAUCACAAACUGUGCAAGAAAAAUGAGGUGAUGCGUUUCAUGAGCUGUUGCACAAACAGCGCUGAAAGACACUUUUUGAAAAGAAGCGAUCACAGCAGCCACAGAUGGAGAGACAUGGAGAUGAACUGCUCAUCAGUCUGGCUCAAGGUACUGAAAGAAAAUCAGUAAACUGAUCAUUAAAAGUCAGUAAACUGAGCGAAUAGUUGUGAACAGACUCCUCUCUAACACGGUGCAACACCCACACGUCCAGACAGGACAAUCUCCGGUAUCUAUGACGACCAGAGACCAAUAUGACUAGUCUCUCGCCUUUUUCCUACUUAUAUGAAAUCAAAGACUGCUAAUACUAGCAGACAGUAGACAAAGUUGCUUUGAAAAGACAGUAACUCCUUUGCGAGGGGGAUAAGGGCAUCCCCUGGAGACGGAGCUGUAAUCCUAACUGAGGUUUAGAGCUAAGCAAAACUACAAGCAGUCGAAAAGACAGCAAGCACUAAUACAACACAUGAGAGACUGCCUCAUCUAAUGGAUACAACUGCCCCUUUCCAUCCGGUGGAUGAGAGGCGGCUAACACGAUGGAGACAGCCCCAAACCCAACUGGAAACAGAGGAAGGGAGUCAUUAAGAGAAAAGAUGAGAGCUUACAAUCCUAGCAGCCAAUCAGAGACUGACUAACCUGCACUCAUCUACCGAGGGAGGUCAGGCCUCCCUCUGCAUAAAGAACUAGAUCCAGCAGAAUACAUAUUCAAGGAAAAGCCUUUCCUGAUCCCGAGAAUUUAAAAGGAAUUUGAUAAGAAAGAGGUCGGAUGGAGGAAAAAAAAAAAAAACGGAGGACUCUGGUGGACUAACAAAGAAAAAAUGAUUUUGAGAAACGGAGAAAGCUCCGCAACUAAAGCACAUUCUUCAGAGACACUACCUGCCCACGCGCUGCCAGACGCACCCAUGCAGGGGACAGAGCGCUGCGCCAGGCACAGAAAACGGAUACGUAUUUAAAAGCUAGAGAGUUUGAGGGAGACUGAGACGAACACUUCUGAUGAGACAGACGUGUCCAAAAACCCCAGUCUCCACUCGAGAAGAGCAGGUAUGAACUAAAUGGGCCUACUGGCGACACGGAGGCAGAAUAACGGACACGGGACACAGACAGGUUAGAAGAGAGACUAGCUGGGCUGUCGCCCUCCGUCUGUGGACGUCGGUCCACUGUGAUCCUGCACUCUGAGAGUGCUUCUCGUCUUUCUUUGUUACAGCUGCAGAAUCUUCUGAUCUGUAAAUCUAUUGCAUAUAUAUUCGGGAGCAUUCACCUCUUAUAUUUUUGUGCUAUAUAUUUACCACAAGGGAGGGACAGAAGGGGAAUAAAGAGAGAUUUUAGAGAAGUUUUUAGACAAAAAGAAAGAAUUAUUCAGAAAAAGAGACAUCACCACUAUGAAGUCACAAUCAGUACUUUGGUUCCAUUGCCAGACUAUUUUUUUUUUCUCCCCGGUUUGCUGUAUAGCGUGGAGCUCCUCUCCCCGUCAGUGUCUUUCCCACUGAGCCACUCACGAGUGUCAGCAGUAUCGUUGAUGUCUUUUGCCAGCAGCAGUCGUGCUCUUUAAAAUAAAUGUUUUGUCAUCCCAGACGGCAGAUUUUUCUCAAACCCUAAAUUAGGGGAACACUUUCUACUCUGGUCUCUUUCUUCUCACUCACCAGAGGACGGAUAGAUAGCGCUGUCCCCACGUUUCUCAUCCUUACACAGAGUCACAGCAGUGCUAAAACGAGGCUGCGGACGUUUGCGUACCAAACUCCGGCCUAAUGACACGCCUUUGUGACAGUUCAGAGAUGUAAACGCAUCCACCGUAGUCAUGGCAACAGAAAACCACACUUGAUAACGGAUGGAUGAAUGUUCAACUGGCAGGGUGACAAUUGUGCAUAAAAGAACAUUACUUAAAGAAAUUGUGGUAAUAGCUGGUCAAAAGUGCAUAAAGCAGUUUGUAUAUGAUGACCAUGGAAAAUGUGUUGUACAUUGACUGUUCAUGUGGUAUUACUGUGUCAUUACAUACAAAGGAUCAGGGGGUGGAUGGGGAGGCGGUGUCUUUCAAGGAGUAAUGUUAUCUAAGAAAUGAUCUAAACUAUGAGUUAAUUGAUGCAUUACAUAAUAACACUGUUACAAAGACAGGAUUUGAUCCCGCCCAGGUCCAGAUGCAUUUCUAACUGUGUAAUGUCCUGACGAAGACGUGGCCGGAAGGCAGACGCGUGUAGUCCAGGCUUCUCCUUUACAAACCGCCAUCAUUGUGAGAGUUUGCACAUGAACACUGUGUCCACUCCCAUGUUUUGCCACCCGUGGAAGCACACGCUCCCCUAAUUGCUCGUUUGCAUGCAAAACCUUUGUUUGCAGCAUGACUGCAGUACCGUAAACACACCAGGGUGAAGAAGGAAAGAGAGAUGAGAUGUUCAUCCGUGACGUUUGUGUCUGUCAUACAUGUCGUUUCAUUAGUUCGGGAUGUCUCUCCAGGAAACGCAGCAGUGUCUCAAUAACCCACUGAUUCUGAGCUUUAAUACACAUUUUUAUUUUCCAUUGUUUAAUUGGACGCAAGAUGUGGUUUUAUUUGGUCAACAGCUGCAGAAAUGAAGAUUGUUUGAUGAAGACGAGACGGCCUUUCAAAACUAAGUGAUGCUGUUUCUUCAAAGGGAUUAUUUUCACUUGUAGAAGUGUUGGGGUUUGUUUAAAGUUCUGAGAUGUCAGUUAGUUCAUGAACCCUUAAUCUUGCCAUAAAAUGACAAUUUUUAUAAAAGAGGACAAAUGAAUACAAAACAAGCCCAUCUUUUCUUCCUUUUAUUUGUUUUUCAUUAAAACUUUAGUCGUAUUAAAGUUAAAACCACACAACACUCAGUGUUAUGUCCCUUGCAGUAAACUAAAGUCAGCUGACCAGUCAGAAAGGAAAGUAAGAUCUUCCCUGCAUCUCCUGGAGGCUGCAGCAUGCGACAUCAGCCUUUCUUCUCGUGCCGCUGCUAAGAACAACAAAUUCAAGCAACAUUUACUUUUUUUAGGGAACUGUGUGAAAACGUAGCAUAAAAGUGCAGCUGUCUGAAACGGCUCCAGAGCGGCAGGUAAAGGUGUUGCCGAGUCAAGGUUGUUAAUGGGGUGAGGGGUUCUCCACAUAAUGAAUAACUGCUUCUUAAUGAGUCUAGGUGUCAGGGUAGUCUGUUUCUCACCCCCCAACUCCUGCGACAGAUGCCAGCUGCCACCGGCUGACACCAAACUCCUUUUUAAAGUCAUUACCGGGGCCUCCUUGUUUAGCUGCGCUGCGGCUGCCCAGCAACUCAUCGCCAUGGUGACGUCAUUUCUCAUUACAGCAGCUUGGAUUGAUGGUUGCUGCUCUAAAUGUUGUUGUGUGGUUGAUUUUUUUCCCCCCUGAAAGGUCCUGACACAGUGCCUAGCGAAGUCCAGUGAGCUCUGUCCCCACCAGAACACGGACGCCUGUGUACAAUCACAAACCUGCUCCCCCGACUUUGUUUUCCUUGGUUUUCUCCCCCCAGCUGACUGACUGCAAUAAGACCAUGUGAUCAGAAAGACUUGUCGUCGAUCCUGCCCCGGGACGUUGGAAAUAUUCACCAUUUGAAAAAAAAAAAAAAUGAGAAAAAAGGGAUGAAAUAUAGAAUAAAAAAGUGUUUUGUACAGAAGUAUAUUUUUAUGAUGAAAUUAUUUGUAAAAUGUAUGAAUCUAUUAUGUAAAUUUUCAAUGCAAUGUAAAAUUAA